Molecule: messenger RNA, 650 nt
Organism: Cuscuta campestris
Lineage: Eukaryota; Viridiplantae; Streptophyta; Magnoliopsida; Solanales; Convolvulaceae
Source: the annotation of a GenBank genome assembly
AGCUCUUAUCUGAAUUGAUCAGACAUUUGCCUCUGAAUAGUUAAGCAAUAUACUAGCUCUUAAUGGUUCAGACCUCUUACUGGUUCAGCACUUAAUGGUUCAGACCUCUUACUGGUUCAGCACUUACCUAUUCAGAAGUUACCAAACAGCCUCUUAUACUCGGUAGGAACAUUACACUACUACGGAGGAUCUCUUUUUAGACCGGAAUCGGUAAAACAAAUUACGCAGUAAUACGCACGCACAUACGCAAAAUUCAACAAUUGGGGUAAUACUCCGUAUAUAAAUUGACUGUUUAACUAAUGAAGCCCUCGCAGGAUGAAAUAUACGUAUAUCUCACCUGAUUCAACUGAGCUGCUGCUGCAACUUGGCGGCCGGCCGGCGGCUCAUGCCGCCGCAGAUGAUGGUGGUAAUAAAGGUUUUGGAAAGGCUAUUUUGGCAGGGUCUGGGUGGCUGCUCAUCGUUCUUCUGGUCUUGAUAUGUUAUUGUAUAAAUCGUCGCAAUAAAGUAGGCGACGACAGCGGACUCGCCACACCGCCGGCAGAAAAGCCCUAGCUCGCUUGCGCACACCAAAAUGAUAGAAAUCUCUCUCUCUUUUCUUAUUUUCAUUUGUCCCUUUUUUUUUCUAUUGCUAAUAAUUUACUAAUCACAUU